Molecule: messenger RNA, 2705 nt
Organism: Vanessa atalanta (red admiral)
Lineage: Eukaryota; Metazoa; Arthropoda; Insecta; Lepidoptera; Nymphalidae
Gene: 14-3-3epsilon
Product: 14-3-3 protein epsilon
Exons: 6
Coding region: 114-902 (262 amino acids)
Biological process (GO): signal transduction
Cellular component (GO): cytoplasm
Source: RefSeq, a predicted model, not a curated record
GCGGAGUUUAGUUGAAGAUCGAAUUUGGAUUCGGUUGGCGGGCGCGGCCAUCUUGGUGAAUUAGUGACCUGGCGAUUCGGUUUUAGUUAGUGAAAAAUCAUUUGUCAUCCACAAUGUCGGAAAGGGAAGAUAAUGUGUAUAAAGCUAAGUUAGCCGAGCAGGCCGAGCGUUACGAUGAAAUGGUGGAGGCUAUGAAGAAUGUGGCCUCACGUAACGUCUCAGACAAUGAACUCACAGUUGAAGAGAGGAACCUCCUUUCAGUCGCAUACAAGAAUGUGAUUGGCGCCCGCCGAGCCUCGUGGAGGAUUAUAUCCUCAAUUGAACAAAAGGAAGAAACAAAAGGCGCGGAGGACAAGCUGAACAUGAUCCGCGCCUACCGCAGUCAAGUGGAGAAGGAGCUGCGCGACAUCUGCUCCGACAUCCUCGACGUGCUCGACAAGCACCUCAUACCAAGCUCGCAGACCGGCGAGUCCAAAGUUUUCUAUUACAAAAUGAAGGGUGACUACCACCGGUACCUGGCCGAGUUCGCGACGGGCAAUGACCGUAAAGAGGCGGCCGAGAACUCACUGGUCGCAUACAAGGCCGCCUCCGACAUCGCGAUGACUGAGCUGCCUCCCACCCACCCCAUCCGUCUCGGCCUUGCGCUCAACUUCUCAGUAUUCUACUACGAAAUCCUGAACAGUCCGGACCGCGCGUGCCGGCUCGCGAAGGCCGCCUUCGACGACGCCAUCGCCGAGCUCGACACACUAUCCGAAGAGAGCUACAAGGACUCCACGCUCAUAAUGCAGCUGUUGCGCGACAACCUCACGCUUUGGACCUCCGACAUGCAAGGCGACGGCGAGUCCGGUGAAGCCGAACAGAAAGAACAAGCACAGGACGUCGAAGAUCAGGACGUGUCGUAAUACUUUUUAACAUUCUAUUUAAAUAUAAUAAAAAAAAUAACUAUAGUAUCAUGUAAGACCCAGCCCUCAAUGACAACCGGUUGUAAGGUAUCCCAGCAACGCGCCUCCGGGACGUUCUCAAACUACUCGCAUGCAUACACUGAGUAAAUUGGCCGUUACAUUCGAACUCAACGUACAUUGCAACUUUCGUUUAUGUAUCGUGUCAAAUUAUCUAUGAGUAAUAUACAUUUUAAAUAUGUACUUCUUUUGAUAUAUUCAAUGUUUCGUUUUCGAUUACGAGAAAAAAAAUAUAUAAUGUUUAAGAAAAGUACUUUGGUAUUGCAUUUUAUCUGUAUGUUCUAAGAAUGUAUUUUCUUAACGGUUCACUUUAAAUUGAUCUCUAAUGUUAACUUAGCUUUCUCUGCUCCGGCAACUGUAUCACUUCGCGUGUAACCACGCAGCCGUUGUAUUAGAUGUCACCAACAGGGAUUUAUACUAUAUCGUAGCGAUCGCUGAUAGACUUUUCCAUCUUUCUAACGUCUACUCUACUAAGGUGGGAAUUGUAAAUUUUCUAAGUAUUUUAUACCGUGUGUAAAAUUAAUGUAUUUAAUUCCGUUGUAACUCACAUCGUACGAGCACCAUAGCGACGAAUCCAUUUACUUGAAUAAUAAUAAUAUAUUUAAUUUGUAUACACUAUAGUGAAGUGUAUGUAUUAUGUGGAUGUAAUAGAUAACUCGGUAUCAUUUCGCAUCGUAUCUCAGUGUCGAUUUCGGUUUGCACAAAUAGUCGUUUUAUACGUGGACGUUUAAUGUCGCGGCGAGGUCACGUCGCGUUGCACGGCGCUGCGUCGCGGCGAGCGGGUCUUCCGCGCGCCUUGCAUUUGUAUACAUUGAUCGUUUAUUGAUAUAUUUUAAACGGUAACAUUUAUUAGAUGAUAUAUUGUAGUUACUCGCAAUAUUUAGCUAAGUGAUAGUGGCGUCACCCUGUUGGUCUUUAUGUAUCUAUCGUGUCGAGCAUACGUACUCGUAUUUAUCGCAACAAAUUCGUGUAAAUCGUGACUACUGUGUAGUACUAUGGUUCGUUUCGAGCGGAUUCAUUUGCGUUCGGUUUUGGAGACUCGACGGGAGGGGCCCGGCUGAGCUUGUCGUCGAAGACAUUGUCGAUGUGUCCGCGCUUCGUUCGUAUUACAACUUUUGGAGUAUUCACACUUGAAUCGCUUUAAUUACUUACGAGUAUUGUGAUAGAGAUUUUGUAUAUUUUAAUUUAUUUUUUAAUUUCGCAUGUUUCUCGAAAAUAUCGCUGUAGCGCUACAUCUCUACAAUUAUAACAGGACAAACGGUAGUUCUAAAGUUGUGCUAGGUUAAGGUUAUGCACUCGGGGAAAUUAUUUAUUUGCGACGUAUCGCUCGGCGGCCUGCGGUGCGAGCGUUCCCGUGCGCCCGUGCAUCGCACGGAGCACGUGUGCCCCGCACGGAGCACAUGUGCCAGCGCGCCCGUGCGCCGCAGAGCCCGCGCGCCCGGCGCCGAGCAACUCGAAGACAUUCCAUCUUCAUACCUAUGAUAAAACUAAAUAUCUGGCCAAUGUUUGUUCAAACUCCGAACUAGUGCGGCAUGGCAGUGUGCAGCAAGUGCGUGCCCGAGUAAGAUAUUAGCGUUAUUUUUAUUUGAAUUUGUAAUAUUGCAUAUAUUUUGUUAAUUUAUAUCCACAAAAAAUACUGAUGCAAUUAGCCUUAGUGUUAUGCAAUAUUGAUUUAUGUCCUACCAUCUACAUGGAAAUUUAUUGUAAAUGACAGUGUAAAUCUAAUAAUAAAAUUCAAAAGUCCAA